AUGUCCAUGUAUUUGUAUCUAUUGUAUUGCCUUGCAGCGCUUGUUGCUCUUCAGACUGAUGCUAAAUAUACGCAUAAGAUACUUGGCAAACUUACAGAACAACAAGAUAAAGAUGAGGUUGUAGAUCGUGUGAAAAGAUAUACUAACGAUUUCGAAGACUACUCUGAUAAUGGACAAGGACAAAGCCAAGAUGAACCAUAUGAAGUCGCUGAAAUAGGAGUACCCGGUCCUCCUGGGAAACAGGGUGCUGAAGGAAUGAGAGGAUACCCUGGUCGAGCUGGAGACCAAGGAAAAACAGGACGUGCUGGACCUCAAGGGUUGAACGGGUCUCCAGGAACAAAAGGUGACAUGGGAGAUUCUGGGAAAACUGGUAAAAUUGGUAAAAGAGGAUCUGCUGGACAAACUGGAGAAAACGGAUUUGAUGGAGAACAGGGAUCACCAGGUGAUAAUGGUAUCCAAGGAGAACAAGAAGAAAGAGGACCUGCUGGAGAAACUGGAGCCGCUGGAGAAACCGGGCAAUUUGGACCAUCUGGUCCGACUGGACCUCCUGGAUCGAAAGGAGAUUUGUGA
Messenger RNA from Mytilus trossulus (common blue mussel), 570 nucleotides. Its product is annotated as short-chain collagen C4-like. The record is from RefSeq and is a predicted model, not a curated record. The transcript has 6 exons. NCBI's taxonomy places the organism in Eukaryota, Metazoa, Mollusca, Bivalvia, Mytilida, Mytilidae. The coding region runs from base 1 to 570 and encodes 189 amino acids.